AUGGCCAGACUAUACUGUGUGGUAAUGGUCCUACUGCUGCUGGCAGAGGUCGCCAGGUUUGGAGAAGGGGCAUCGAAUCCUGGGUUGGUGGCCAGGAUCACCAGAAAAGGCCUGACAUAUGUCCACGAACGUGUAGCAGCCGCCCUGCAGAAGGAGCUGUCGGCCAUCGAGGUCCCUGAUUUCUUAGGAAGCUUCCAAGUCGGUUGGUUUGGAAGAGUGAGCUACGAGUCUAACGGCCUGAGGAUCCAGAGCUUGGAGCUCAGGAACUCGGAUCUCAGUCUUCGCCCAGGGCGGGGUGUCCGCGCCUCCCUCUUCAAUAACUACGUGUCGGUCAGCGGGAACUGGAAGGUGACGACGGCUUUCGUCAUCCUAAAUGGUACUUUUGGUCUGAGUGUGGAUGGCAUUUCCAUCUCAGUUUCCUUGAACUUGGGCAAGGACCCGUCUGGACGACCCACUGCCUCUGUGGCCCACUGUGACAGCUCCAUUGAUGGCAUCGACAUUAACAUCUCUGGACCCCUAAGCCGGAUCCAGAACUUCUUCCAUGGAAUGAUGGAAAUCUAUUUCAAAAAUAUCUUGGAACAAAAGAUCUGUGAAAUGGUGAGGAUGUCGACGACCUCACGCCUGGAGCCCUACCUCCGAACUCUGCCAGUCACCUCGAUGAUUGACCAGGUAGCUGGCAUUGACUACAGCUUAGUAGGAGCUCCCCAGGUGACCUCCCAAUGCCUGGACACACCCUUCAAGGGUGAGUUCUUUGGCCGAAGCUGGCACUCUCCAGUCCCCUUCGAUGCUCCGCCCAUCAGGCUGCCCCAGGAGCAUGACCGCAUGAUCUACUUUGCAGUCUCUGAUUUCGUCUUCAACACGGCCAGUAGGGUUUACCACCAGGCUGGGCGCAUGAAGUUCAUCAUCCAAAAUGAGCACCUGAAGAGCCUGACAAAGCUGGCCAACAAUGAGUCAGCUAAAAAGUGGCGGAAGCAGUACUUGAACUCAAGCUGUCAGACCUCAAAGUCCACAUCCCUGACUGCUACUGUGUCCUGCUUCGCGAGUAGCUUCCUACUUCUCCUGCUGCAGAUCCCCCUGGCCUCUUCCAUCGCCCUGAACACCAACUCAUUCCGGGCCCUGAUUCCUCAGCUGGCCAAGUUGUACCCAAAUAUGCAGCUAGAGUUUGAGACAUCACCUGAAUCAGCUCCUUUCCUGAUGUUCACCCCUGGAAAUGUGACCCUCUUGCCUGUGAUGGACAUCCAGACCUUCGCCCUUCCACCCAACUCCUCCGACCGCAAGCCACUCUUCCAGCUCAGGGUGAGAACCAGCAUCUCUGCCACCAUCGGUGUGACCUCCAGCAGGAUUAUUGCUUCACUGACCUCAGUAAGUAGGCUGACACUGGAACUGAAACACUCCAACGUCGGUUUCGUCAAUGUGCAGUCGAUGGAAACCAUCCUCAAUUACUACGCGUUCCACAUCCUCUACCCCUCUCUCAACGCAAAGCUUGAAGAGGGAUUCCCGCUCCCUCUGUCAAAGGACACAUCCCUCAACGACUUGGAGCUCCAAAUCCACACGGUCAGUGGGAAGGGGCGUCUGGGUGGGGAGUUCUAAGACCUCCCGGGAGGGCUGCUUUAGGGCUGGUGGAUACUAGGGGGAGCCCCUGACUCCCACUUACAUCCUGGACAUAAUUUUUAUAGAAAAAAAUAUUUUUUGAAAAUUUUCAAGUGUAAAUGGCAGGUUUUGAUUAUCUGGAAUCUUGGCUUCAUGUAGAAUAGCUCAGUUCCCAAGAUUCAGUUCAAACAUGGUAACUGAGCAUCUACAAUGUGCACGGCCCUUUAGCCGUGUAUGACAGGAGGGGAGCGUGCAAAGGGGUCAGAUUAGAUGCAUCACUGCUGGGUUGAUGAGGGGCCACUUGAACAAGCCUAGAAUCUCCUCAGUGGUGUGAGAGGCCCCCCUGGGCCACCAGCGAGGCUUCCCACCCACAGUAGCAAGGGAUGGUCCUGGGGAAAACUGACCAUGCCUUCUAGCGGAACAAACUUAUCAGGGGCGACACAGACAAUCAUAGUGCACGCUAUGAUAUAAAUCCAGAGGGACUAGUUUGCCAGUGUCUUCAUUGUUCAUAAUAUGUUCUUACUCUAAAGUAAUCUGGAACUAAAGCCUCAUAAAAUAAUUAUGUCAGAGGAGUAAACUAGGCAGCAUCCAGGUGUGCACUGUCCUCCUGGGAGAAAAAAAUUUUGGAGGAGGAAAGUGACAUCUAUGGAUGUCUUCCAGAAAUCAGAAGAUCUGGAAAUGCGGAUAAAUUCCUGGGGGUAGGCAGCUGAGAGGGACAGUACUUUACAAAGGCCUCCAAGACCUAAGGGUUGGUGUUUGCAAUGACUUGGUUUUUGGUUCGAGUGAAAACUUGUCUCUCCCAGUAAAUGGUGAAAAGGGUUCCCUUUCAGGAAGCUCCUAUUCUGUUCAGGUCAGAAAAAUGAUCUUUCUUGUGUGUCCUUUAUGCCUUUUCUCCCAGAACUUCCUGCUCUUGGGGGCCAACAUCAACGAGGCUGAAGACUGAGGAGGAGCAACUGUGGCUGGAGGAGGAGCUGACGCCAGAGCUGGACCGGCCCCCACCCCUGUGCAGGUCCAGAGGCUGCAGCCAUUCUGCCUCCUC
Molecule: messenger RNA, 2629 nt
Organism: Equus quagga
Lineage: Eukaryota; Metazoa; Chordata; Mammalia; Perissodactyla; Equidae
Product: lipopolysaccharide-binding protein-like
Exons: 14
Coding region: 1-1590 (529 amino acids)
Biological process (GO): defense response to Gram-negative bacterium; acute-phase response; innate immune response
Molecular function (GO): lipopolysaccharide binding
Source: RefSeq, a predicted model, not a curated record